This is a messenger RNA of Penicillium brevicompactum, 960 nucleotides long. RefSeq lists its product as uncharacterized. The record is from RefSeq and is a predicted model, not a curated record. Gene Ontology annotation, molecular function: dioxygenase activity. Lineage: Eukaryota; Fungi; Ascomycota; Eurotiomycetes; Eurotiales; Aspergillaceae. The transcript has a single exon. The coding region runs from base 1 to 960 and encodes 319 amino acids.
AUGGCUACAAACGUUAUCACUCCUCAUCAGAAAAAUCCUGUUGCCUCGCCCACCACUGUCUCGGAUGAAGCUCCGACAGUGUCCUUCUUGAGCAACAGCUCCACAACUGCCUCUGUCAACAUCGAAGCCAAGGCACCCAUUGAAGCCAUCCGAGCUCUUUUUGACCAUCUUCACGCUAGCACUGACGAUGUUAGCAAGCUCAACGCAACCUACGCCCACCGGGGCGUCAUGAAGACCGCUGCUCUGCACAAGACAGAGUCUGACCAGAAGUUUACCAUCGACCUCUCGCCUUUGCGCAACAACCGGAUCCCACAGGAGCUCCGUGAUUCCCUGGAUCCCCACGGCCUUGGAGAAGUCCUCAACUUCUUUAACCAGCUUAGUGCUGAUUAUGUACCCACCAUCCUGGAUUCUCUCAGCCUUCUCGCUGGCACCGAUCUGUCUGCAGCCCACAAGUCAUACAACAUGAACUACCGCCUGUGUGACUACAAUCCCCACACAGCUGACCCGGAAUCGUCGAAUGGAUGCGGAGCCCACACGGACUACGGAACCUUUUCCAUCAUCUUCCAGGAUGGAACUUCCGGACUUGAACUUGAGGAAACUCCCGGGACUUGGAUUCCUGUCCCUGGUGAUGCUACUGUUGUCUUGACGGGCUGGUGUGCCGUUAUCCUGAGUGGUGGACGGGUGUCUGCUGCCAAACACCGGGUUCGCCGUACCCCUGGCGUGCGUCGAAUCAGCGCUGUCUUGUUCGUUGCUCCCGACCUUGACGUUAAGCUUCAGCCUUUGGGUGCCGCUCAGCCUGUCAAGUCCUUCUCCGACAGCAUCAUGCGUGGUGAUCUCGACGUCGAGACCUUUAAGGAGGUCAUGGGUAAGAGAUGGCGAUACCGCGAGGGAAACGAAGAGAUGGAGAAUGGUGAUUCGAUCUCCCAGGACAAUGAGAUUGAGAAGAUGGUUUGGGGUUAA